Drosophila teissieri is the source of this 2205-nucleotide messenger RNA. RefSeq lists its product as uncharacterized. The record is from RefSeq and is a predicted model, not a curated record. The transcript has 2 exons. NCBI's taxonomy places the organism in Eukaryota, Metazoa, Arthropoda, Insecta, Diptera, Drosophilidae. The coding region runs from base 72 to 974 and encodes 300 amino acids.
CUCCAAGCACUCCAUGAAUUAGUACAUAUACACACUACACCAUUUAUUAGUAAGCUAAAAAAAUAAUAAACAUGGACUGCAAAGCUGCUGGACUGCUGGAAACCCCCAGUGAAUCGGAAGUGACCCACUGCACCAUCUCCGCUCUGGACAACAUAACGAUCCAGGAAGAGCAGAGUUCCUCGGGUUUUGAACUUUCAAAGGUUUUCAACCAGCUGGAGGAGAUGAAACAAAGGGUGUUACAUCUGAGGGGCCUACUAAUCCGUCCAGUGCAAGUAAACGAGGCCGAAUGUCCUUCAGAAAGUGACCACAUUAGACAGGACAUUGAGCAGUCCAGCUCGGACAAUGACGAACUGCGAGGAGUGCAACAGGACACAGUUCGAGCUCUCCAGCAGAUCAUCGAAUUGAAUCGGAGACUUAAGGAUUCAACCGACUCUCUGACUGGACUGGACGCAGUAAUCCAGCGAAACAUUCGAUGCAUCAGAAAGUUGGACAAGAAGCUGCUCGAGGUGCCCAAGUGGCAGGAGGAGCUGAAGCACAACACGGGCUUGUGUUUGGAGCGAUACAAUGACCUGGACAUCUCCCGGGGAAACUACCUCGACUACAGCGACAACUUCGUGAGACCCAUCCAAACCAACAUGAAGUUCUGCUUCGCAUCAAAGGCUCCCCUGAAUUGCAAUAAGCAGGAUUACUAUGACUUCGUAGGCGCUUUGAGUAAGUCCCGGAAGACGCUGCUGAAGUGCCACGAGGAGCUGCUGAAGUACACCCAGAACUUGGACGAAGCGCUGACAUUGAAGAACUUCAAUACCCUGGUACUACCAUCCAUAUCGGAGCUAUCGUUGCUGCUGGACAAGAGCACCCAGUUGACCAAGCGCCGGAGAUCAAGUGCCAGGGAGCGAAGAUCCUUCAAGUUCGCGUUGGCUGCUCCUCCGCCAAAGCGGGAAAAAUACACUCGCUCCGUUGAAAGUUUCGAUUGAGAUAAUUGAAAACGCAGUCGACCACAAAAACGCCAAUAUUGUAAUUUAAAGUGCCAUCUAGUUUCGCAUUUUACGGGUGCAAAUGUGCGCAUAAUGAAUAUGCACACGGACAUGCGGCAUAAAACACACAAUGAUCGAGCUAAUUGUGCAAAAAUGUUUUGCAAAUAUUUUGUUAACAAAUUUUGCGGCAUUUUAAGCCACAGAAAUGCAAUUAGCCGUGAAUGUAAUUAACCGACAAAAUGUGAUUGUGCACUGGCCACUCCAACUAAAAUGCUGCAAAAAAUGGCAAAACCACCAAAUGGAUGUGCACUAAAUUUGAAUUAGAAUUUGAAUUUAUAUUACGAGAGUGUUGGCGAAUCGAAAGGGGUUUCCGAUCUGUGGCAAAUCGAUGGCCAGAAUGCCUUUGACACCUUGGCGGAGCUUCAUUUUUGGUUUGACAAGGGUUCACAACUCGGUGGCAAAAGGAAUUUCCCCAUAGAACGGGAGCAACAAGUUUGUCAUGAACGAGACUCCUUCCGGGCCAGAAAUUUCAGCUAUCAAAUUGGGUAAACAACAGCCCGAGCAAAGUUUGUGGCCAAAUUAAUUGAACGGACCUGGACGGAAAGGAAAUGCUUUCCGCACGAAAGUCCUUUCCUCCAGGAGUCUUUACCUUUCACCUUUGACAGGACACUUAAUUCAUCGAGCGAAUGUGAAACCGAAAAUUUAAUUUCAUUAGUGGCCUCCGAGUGUUGAAGGCCGAGUGCUGGGAGGCCUCGUUGGCCUUGAGUAAAACUUUUAUGGCAGCUGCUCAGCAAGGAUACACCGUGUUACGCCCUUUAUUCCCGUAAUUGCGCAUUGGCUGCACAUGUCCUGGCUGCCAACUUCCCGGGUCCAUUGUUCCUUUGUUGCCCGUUUGAAUACCUGGAAUACUUGUGCUCCACUUGCUCACACCUCUGACCCUGCGGCCUAUUCAUACAGUUGAAUGCAUAUGCGCCAAGUUAGGGAGCACAAGAGCACGGAAACUUGCGCAGUUCAAGGGAGGUCCUUUGAAAGAACAUAACUCCCUUGCUAUCUUCGUAUGGUCUUGGGUUUGUUCGAUUCAUUACUGAAUUCACUGCCAAACUUAUCCCACUAACCAGCCCAGUCCAUCGAUCAAUCAGUCAACUCGUAGCGGCCAGCAAAAAAGUUUAUCUGCAAACUAAUUGGAAAUUUUAAUAAAAAUUCUUGCGCUAAAUUACGCUCAACAAUCAAA